This is a messenger RNA of Perkinsus marinus ATCC 50983, 1155 nucleotides long. RefSeq lists its product as hypothetical. Bases 1 to 1155 code for a protein of 384 amino acids. NCBI's taxonomy places the organism in Eukaryota, Perkinsozoa, Perkinsida, Perkinsidae. The record is from RefSeq and is a predicted model, not a curated record. Gene Ontology annotation, molecular function: protein binding. The transcript is spliced from 6 exons.
AUGUCCCAAAACCUGUCUCGAGUGGCGCCCUUUCUUUUUGGUCGGCGUCCCUUCAUUGCUGCCCUUGUGCGCACCUUCCACUCCUCAUCAAGCGUGUAUCGCUCCACUCUAGCCAAUAGUGGGAGCCUCGCUAGCCCUGUAAGGGGCGGACAUCAGCCAUAUCAAGAGGGCCGUCCUUGGUCGCCUUGCGUCAAAGCAGCGGUAUCGUUUGCUAGUCUGAGCGUAGCCCUUCUGUCAGCUUCAGCACCAGUGGCGAGCUGUGAGGAGUACGGCGAGGAUAACACCGACUUCAGGGGCGUCUUCAAGUCGCUCGAAUCUUCCGUGGUCUUGCUGUAUGCCAGUCCGCAGGGCGGCAACCCUCCGGGAACACAGAUAGGGACAGCGUUUGUGUACAAGGAGGAGAAAGGGAGGACUUACCUCAUCAGCGCGGCUCAUACGUUGAGGAAAAGGAUAGGGUUCGCACAGGGAGGAGUAGACCCUCGGCUCGGUGACGUUCUUUGGGUGAAGCUACCGGUGAGCGGCCGUUGGGAAGAAGUUAAACUCGAGGGCAAAACUGAAGGUACUUGGGCAUGCACUAUGGGAGGCGGCGCUGGCGGGGGUGAUGACCUUGCUGGUGCCGUGGGGAUAGUCAGUAACCCGAGGCAGAGCUUCACCGAAGGGUCAAUAGAUAACAGCUCGCGUCGUUGGCGCUUCAUCCAGCUCAGUGUGACCACUCUACCAGGUAUGUCGGGGUCACCAGCUGUAACGAGAGAUGGUCGAUGCAUUGGCAUGAUUGUGAAGAAAUGUGGCGAGUUCGGUUUGGCGCUUCCUCUCCAACUCGUGAGGCAUAUAGCGGAUUCCAUCACGAGUAACGGAUAUUGGAGUCCUCCCUAUCUUGGUAUGGUCAUCACCAACAGGACCGAUGAUGGCGCUGGAUACGGCACUCAAGAUGUUGUCCGAAUCGUUCAAGUAAAGGGCCAGACCCCAGCGGCUAAGGCGGGAUUGAAGGUUGGUGAUGUCAUCGAGAGCAUCGAUGGAAGACCGGUCCGGUCCGUCUAUGACGUUUACGAGACCUUGGGGGUUCAAUGUGGAUCCCCCGCAGAACUAAAGGUCAAGCGUGGUGAGAAGACCUUCGCCACCACAGUAGUGAGUGUUUCUGAAAGACGAGUUUGGUGA